CAAUCAGGUCGCUGCUUGCUUCUCGGCUGCACCAACAUGGCGGCUUUCUGAGUUUACGAAGAGGAAAAAAAUAGCGAAUGUGUAAAUAAACCGACUUUACGUUAAUUAGAGAUUCCGUUAGUCGUUUAAAGUGGUUGAGGUUUUGAUGAUCUGUCGUACAGAGAGAAAUAAAACAUGUCGAGUGACGGAAGUAAAAAGCAAUUCUGGAAAAGGAACACAGCGAAGGUUCCUGGCAGUAUACAACACGUUUAUGGAGCCCAGCAUCCUCCAUUUGAUCCUCUCCUACAUGCUAAUUUGAUCAAAGCUGGAAACAAGCCGCCCGUGACGAGCACACCCGGAAAGCCGAAGAAAGCCACCACAUUCCAGGAGUUCGAGAGCAUCACAAGUGAUGCGUGGGAUGUGGGGGACGACGACGAUGAGCUCCUCGCCAUGGCUGCCCAGAACCUCAACAUCGAGGUGGUGAUGGAGACGGCCAACAAGGUGAUCGAGAACCACAGCAAGCAGCAGGAGCGACGACAGCAGCAGCUUGACGAACCUCCAGGGCCAGAAGAGAAAUAUGACGAGGAGGGGCACGGCAAAGAUGAAGAAGAGAGGCUGGAGGAGGACGAGACAACCACAGAGCUGUCCUUUAGCUCGGAGCGUUUCCACCACAGCGACAGCCGGCUGGUGAAGUCCCACAGUGAAGCACCUAUCGGAUCGCCUAAGGAGAUGAGUGGCGAUCGCGCAGCGCUAUACAGACAGCAGUCGCUUCCUCACAGACCCGUCAUCCCCUUGGUGGCCCGCAUGGCUGAUCAGAACACAUCAGGAACUCCUGCCAUGACGGAGAGAGAGGCUUUUAGACUAGACAAGUUCAGACAACUUCUGGCUGGACCUAACACAGACCUCGAAGAGCUGCGGAAGUUGAGCUGGUCAGGAAUCCCACGGCAAGUGCGUCCCAUCACAUGGAAGCUUCUCUCAGGUUACCUGCCUGCCAAUGCCGAGCGCAGAGCCAGCACGCUGCAGAGAAAGAGGCAGGAGUACUUUGGUUUCAUCGAGCAGUACUACGACUCCCGCAACGACGAGCAUCACCAGGACACAUACAGACAGAUCCACAUAGAUAUUCCUCGGAUGAGUCCGGAGACUUUAGUGCUCCAGCCGAGAGUCACUGAGAUUCACAUUGACAUACCGAGAACUAAUCCUCUUAUUCCUCUCUUUCAACAAGCUUCUGUGCAAGAGAUCUUUGAGAGGAUUCUGUUCAUCUGGGCCAUCCGGCAUCCUGCCAGCGGUUAUGUCCAGGGCAUUAACGAUCUUGUCACGCCCUUCUUCGUCGUCUACAUCUUUGAGUAUAUCGAGGAAGAGGUGGAAAAUUUCGAUGUUUCCAGCUUGCAGGAAGAGGUGCUGCGGAACAUCGAGGCUGACAGCUUCUGGUGCAUGAGCAAGCUGCUGGAUGGCAUUCAGGACAACUACACUUUUGCCCAGCCAGGGAUCCAGAGGAAAGUGAAAGCUCUGGAGGAGCUGGUGAGCCGAAUUGACGAGACGAUACAUCGGCACAUGCACCACUACGAGGUGGAGUACUUGCAGUUCGCCUUCCGCUGGAUGAAUAACCUGCUGAUGAGAGAGCUUCCUCUGCGCUGCACCAUCCGACUGUGGGACACCUACCAGGCUGAGCCCGAGGGCUUCUCCCACUUCCACCUGUACGUGUGUGCUGCUUUCUUGGUGCACUGGAGGAAGGAGAUUUUGGAGGAGAAGGACUUCCAGGGCUUGAUGAUCCUGCUGCAAAAUUUGCCCACCAUGCACUGGGGCAAUGAGGAAGUGAGCGUGCUCCUGGCUGAGGCUUACAGGCUAAAGUUUGCAUUUGCAGAUGCACCCAAUCACUACAAAAGAUGAGGCUUCCAGCAGCAUGACUACUGAACCAAGACUCUCAAUGGCCCACCCUGAGGCAUCUCAUGGUCCACUAUGAGACUCAUGAUGGUCCAUCAUAAAAACUCUAAUAUCCCUGAUGGCUCCCAGCUUCCCUGUUAUUCCCUUGUAUUAUCUGAUAGCCCAUAUAAAAUUUCCUGAUAGGCCAUUCUGAGACUCCUGAUGGUUCAUCUCUGUACUCCUCAUAGCCCACCCCGAGACUCCCGUUGGACCACCCUGAGUCCCCCGAUGGCCCACCCCGAGAAUCCUAAUGGCCUCCCUUGAGACUUUUUGGCCCAUCCUGACACUUUACAAUUUUCCACCCUCAUACUCCCAACAGGCCAUUGAUCAGUUGGAAGUGGAGUGUGUUUACAUGACUCAGUGUAAAACUGUAGCCUUUUUGUUUCUUCACCCCCAGCUGUGUUCUGACUAACCCACACUCCAAGCAUCAACUACCCCCUGUCUAUGUAAUCAUGGCAAAAAAAAAAAGACGCCUUUCUCAAAAACAAGUAUCGGUAUUUUUUGUUCGUAUAAAUUUCCGUCCCUCCAACCCUUAAAAGGUUUCACAGCAAAUGUUUUGUGUAGGCUGAUAAAGUGUUACCAGUUUAUUACAAAACCCUGUGUUCUGCAAUGGUUAGAAUAGAAGUACUGACGCUGAGAGUGUGUGUGGGUGUGUGGUGACUGAGAGGAAAAUUGUCUGGCACAAAAUUUCUCAGCUACAUCAAGAGUAAUAGCUGGAAGUACACUUUUGCACUGAGCAGUCUCCAUUAGAAAUCUCCCAUACAGCUUCAGGUCAGGAGUGCGCUGCAUUAAAGGCAAUAAUGACACAUUAUUCAGACAGUAAGACAGAAUAGAGAUGCUUAUCCAUGCAUCUAGAGAACUGGCUUAAAAAAAAUGAGAAGAAAGAAAAGCAGCCUGGAAGUAGAACAAAAGGACAUUUUAUUCAAACCUAGGUCUACCUCAGGAGCCGGUCUGUGUGGCUCGGCCUGAUCAGAUGGAAUGCAGUACCUAGGCCGUUCAUCUGCCUCCAUGUCAGAACAAUAGCCAUGACGUUCAUUCCCUGAACACUCUCUUUAUUUUUUAUUUUUAUUUUUUUUAUAAAGAAGAAUAAUUAAUAUUUGCCUUAAUUUGGCUGCUGCAAUUCUGCUAGAACCAGACAUUUGCUAUCACAAGUGGCUUGUCUAUAGAAUUCUAGCCACUCCAAUUAAUUAGCCUUUCACAUGCUUAGUGGCCUGUUAUUUCAACUCUGUUUGGAGUUCAGAUCCAUACUUGUUGCAUGAUGCCAUCAUUAGUGCGUGUUCAGGGCAGAAAAGUAAGUAGUGGCAGUAUUCAAACCUUUAUUCUGCAUUCAAUCAUGUUGUCAGGCUUUUCAUUUUCCCUGCCAGUUCUUAAAUCUAAUGAUAUAUGUGAAGAGAAAGAAAAUGCACUCUGUUUUCCUAUUUUGUAUAACAUCUUGCUUAAAUCAGCUUUUUUUUUUUUUUUUUUUCGUCUUUUAUAUACUGUUUACAUGAGUCUGUUAAGUUUUGCCUAACAUCAGAAAUAGUGUAUACCAUCUCAGAUAUUUAUUUUUCUUUAACGUUGAACGUUCACUGACGGUAAGUAGGCUUGUGCUGAUAUCGCAUUUUAACCUUAUCACAGUGUUGCGUUUUAAAAUAAAUGACAAAUAAAUGCAGUGCUUCCUGCUGUGCGACAUUUUACAUGUAAUUGAGAGGUCGGUGUGUUUUCCAAGAAUGAAUCGAGUCCAAACUGAAAAACCCAUUGACUUGGAUAGAUUUAAUUACAAUCACGCUAUAGAAAUGCUUCCUACCGAUGCAGCCUCGUCUCUAAUAGCAUGCAGGGGUAGAAGGUAUUCUGAAGUGUUGUACAAUACUGUGCACAGUGAUUAUCAGCACAGGCUUACAGAGUGUUCCCACUGCACUGGGCUCUUUGCAUGGACAACACGAGAACCUUGUUAACUGACCCUCUUUGUCUGGUUACCUCACCCAUAAGACUAACGUACGAUACCCGCUAUCUGUUUCUCUCACUUUUUUUUUUUCUUACAUUGUUUUUUCUUCCCUCGGUGAGCAAUUUAAAGCAAAGCUCUCGAUAUCAGACAAGGAGAGUUUCAUGACUUUAGCCAUUAGAAACUACAGAUUUUAAAAGGGUGUAAGAAGAUUUUCUGAAAUGUUAUUGAAUUCAAAUUUGUGUACAGAACAAUGACUUUUCAAAGCUCUGUAAAUAGAGAGAAAUGUGUAAAUAAAUGCUAUAUAUGAUCAACCA
This is a messenger RNA of Tachysurus vachellii, 4137 nucleotides long. RefSeq names its product TBC1 domain family, member 22a (gene tbc1d22a). Gene Ontology annotation, molecular function: GTPase activator activity. The transcript is spliced from 14 exons. The record is from RefSeq and is a predicted model, not a curated record. Gene Ontology annotation, biological process: activation of GTPase activity. Lineage: Eukaryota; Metazoa; Chordata; Actinopteri; Siluriformes; Bagridae. Bases 175 to 1866 code for a protein of 563 amino acids.